Messenger RNA from Aspergillus aculeatinus CBS 121060, 1527 nucleotides. RefSeq lists its product as uncharacterized. Gene Ontology annotation, molecular function: carotenoid dioxygenase activity. Lineage: Eukaryota; Fungi; Ascomycota; Eurotiomycetes; Eurotiales; Aspergillaceae. The transcript is spliced from 4 exons. Gene Ontology annotation, biological process: carotene catabolic process. Bases 1 to 1527 code for a protein of 508 amino acids. The record is from RefSeq and is a predicted model, not a curated record.
AUGGCUCAGAAAGGGGGGGCCCGAGCACCUUUCAAUAAUUGGCCCAACGAUGCAGGCUUCGAAGCCACGGCUGAGCAUCGCACCCCGGUGGAGUUGCCGGUCAUGGGAACCCUUCCAAACCAACUGGCCGGGACUUUGUACAGAAUCGGUCCUGGAACAUACAAGGUCAAAGACAGCGACUUUCAGCUCAGCCACUGGUUUGACGGAUUCUCCUUUGUGCACCGAUUUGAGUUGGUGCCACAAUCCACCACCGGGUCCUGCAAAGUCUUCUACAACGCCCGAGGGCAGGUCGACGCGUUGACGGAAGAAGCACGAAAGUCCGGCACGCUGAAAGGCAUGACCUUUGGACAGAAGCGAGAUCCAUGCGAAAGCAUCUUCCGCAAGGUCAAGUCGUUCUUCCAUCCGCCCUUCAAUUCCAAGGACCCAGGGCUUGUUAAUGCCGGGGUCACUGCAUCGAGCCUACAAGUUCCCGGCGCGUCGUUGGCGGCAGCCCGCAGCCUGACAUCGCUGACUGAUGCCAAUGUUCUCAAACACAUUAACCCCGAGACGCUGGAACCAAUGGGGGUCACUCGCCAGGUGGAUCUGCACCCAGACCUCAAAGGCCCACUGUCCUGUGCCCAUGCGGAAGUUGACCCGACGACGGGUGACUUCUACAACUUUAACCUCAACAUGCGGAGGUAUGCUACGUACCGCAUCUUCCGCACGUCUGCCACCACGGGGCAGACCGAGAUCCUCGCCACAAUCACCGGUCCGGAGGUGAAGGCGGCGUAUCUACAUUCUUUUUUUCUCAGCGCCGACUACGUGAUUCUGUGCGUCUGGCCCGCCAACUAUGCGGCCGGGGGGUUGAAAAUCCUUUGGGAGAGAAACAUCGCAGAUGCGAUCAGUUUCGAUCGCAUGGCGCCGGCGCGAUGGUAUGUUGUGGAUAAAGUGCACGGCCAAGGCGUUGUGGGUACAUAUCUUAGCCCCGCAUUCUUCUGCUUUCACACCAUCAAUGCGUGGCAGGAAACGAACCGUGCGGGGAAUGAUAAUGGUGAUGAUGAUGAUGAUGAUGAUGCUGACGGAAGCCUGACGAUCACCGACAUCUUCUGCGAUAUCAUUCAAUAUCCUACCGACGAGAUGAUCCAGCGCGCAUACUACGAUACGAUGGUGUCCACCGGCCCGAACGUGACCAGGUACUAUGGCAGCGAGCUCUCGCGUCCUCGCUUGGUUCGCUAUCGUUUACCGGCUGUGACCAGGGCCGCCAAAGAGGACGACGCGAAGGAGAGAUCAUCUGAGCCCGACGCCAUCCUCCCCUUGCCAAACGCCGAGGCGAUACUAACAAUAGACAACGAUCACUGUGUCGGCGACCUCCCGACCUUCAAUCCGCGGUUCAGAACCAGAAAGACGCGAUACGUCUACAAUCUCAUCAACCAAGGCAAGGUAUACACACAUCCGUCCAUCCAUCCCGAAUCCCCAUCUGCACUUUCUUUUUGUUCUUCCCAGCCGAAAUCCACCCAACUAGAGGGCAUUGGUGGUGGUCGUGGCUGA